CGCGCGCGUCGACGCGCACCGCGCGCGCGCGUCGGGCGUCGCGGACGCGGGCGGCGCUCGACGCGUACGCGAGGGAAAUCGAUCGACGCGAUUCGCGAUUCGGCUCGACGCUCAUCGUUGAGAAGAUCGACGACGACGCGCCGUUCGACGCGUUCGCGGGGCGCGUGCUGCUCACGCGCGCGGACGCCCCGGAUGCGAUCCUGAGCGAGUACAGCGAGAGGGCGGGGGAGGUUGGCGCGGGGGGGGUGUUCGACGCGUUUUCGCUCCUGCCGGCGACGACGGGGGGGGCGAUGAUCGGGAUUCUAGGCCUCGGGGGAGGGACGUGCGCGCGCGCGAUGGCGAGACAUCAUCCCGCGGUGCGAAUGAUCGGAUGGGAGCUCGAUCCGGCGAUCGUGGAGUUGGCGAGGAGACAUUUCGGCGUGGACGAGCUCGAGCGGAGCGGGACGCUUCGAUGCGAGACGGGCGACGCGUUCGGUGGGUGCGCCGCGUACGAUGGGCUCUUCGAUGGACUCGUCGUCGAUUGUUUCGACGAAAAUUCUACCGUGGUGGCGUGUCUGAGGGAUCGCGAGACGUGGGCGGCGUUGGUGAAAAAGAUGAAACCCGGCGGACGCAUCGUCGCCAACGUGAGCACCGGACGCGGAAAGGGCGCGCGGGUGGAAGACGCGGUGGCGUGUUCGCAAGCGCUCGCCGACGCGACGACGAAUGAGAUCACGCUCUGGCGCGCCGGGGCGUGUGGGAUAUAUAACGAGCUCGCGUUCUCCGGACCGCCCAUCGCGUGGGACGCCGUGCGCGAGGCGCAUCCGGCGCUCGCCAAGCUCACGCACGACUGGCAUUAUUUCUCCGCCCCGCCCGGGGCGCUCGCGGGUUCGAAUUGGCUCGCGAACACGCUCGGGUUGUGA
This is a messenger RNA of Ostreococcus tauri, 899 nucleotides long. RefSeq names its product unnamed product. Gene Ontology annotation, biological process: polyamine biosynthetic process. The annotation marks the transcript as partial. The transcript has a single exon. NCBI's taxonomy places the organism in Eukaryota, Viridiplantae, Chlorophyta, Mamiellophyceae, Mamiellales, Bathycoccaceae. The record is from RefSeq and is a predicted model, not a curated record.